AUGAAAGUGUAUGGGAGAGUAAGCAAACCGCGGGUGUUUCAUGAGGUGCAGCGGGGCCGUGGACAGCAUAUGACGGGGGAACAAUCGCAAUCGCAAUUCAGCAGCGACGAUGAGAGCGAACAGCGCGAUGUGGCGCCAUCCCGCGAUAAGCCACAGAGAGAGAAUGACGACGUGUUUGGUUUCUUAGACCCUGGGAACGGGCGGCACACGCGGGUAAAUCGUGGGAGGAGGAGGAGGAAACGAACAGCGACUCUCGUGGGGGAAGAUUCGCCAGAUGAGGAGACUCUUGCCGCGCGCAAUGAUGGUGGUGUGCAGGAGCUCGAAUUGUCCGUGGAAAGCUUCCUAGAUGGAGUGCAGAGGAGGACGGCGUCGCAAUGGGAACAGCAGCUUCAAGAGGGAGAAUCCAGUUUUUUAGAUAAGUUUCUCGAAGGUACCACUGAAUCGGCAACAACCGCUGAGGUGAAGUACAAAGGUACGCCGGAGGCACAUGAUAAGAAAAUGUACAAUAACACUAGGACGAUACUCGUGAAGAGGGAUGACGAAUUUGGGGAUGGUUCGGAACAAGAGGGUGAGGACGAGGGAAAGCCGGACAACUCAUUUGGUGCCAACAGUUUUCAUGAACUCAGGAAUCUGGGUCAUUCGUUGAAAUACAGGCAGGAUCUCGAGUUCUUGCUCACCGACUGCAUUAGCCACGCGGAGAGACUUUUAAAUGUAAAUUUGUCCAUCCGUAGGGACAAUUUGUUCAAAGAGUAUCUGUCCAAACACCACGCAAACGAUAUAUGGGGGUUGUGUUUCAAUGAGGACGCGCCUUCGCCAGAGCUUGAUUUUUUAAAGGGCACGCUCUUAAGUGAAUUGAAAUUGAGGCCUACCGAGAUCCGAUCUUGGCCCACAUUUUCCCAACUCAUCACUCGGCUCAGUAACAAUUACAGUAAACCAAACGGGCCAGCAAAGAAUAAGAAGAAAAAGACAAGCAAGAUGGUGUUAAUGAACUACAACGAGUUCUACUCAAAAUCACAUUUUGACACCAGUUUGGAUUUAGCAUUGGACUUACUUCAGUAUUACCAUAAGGAGGUCUCCCUGGGAAGCGAGCUACAAAGGAACAUAUUGGUCUUUGUUUCGGAGCACCCAGAGAGGGAAGAUACCCUGGUGAAAACAUACUCCACUUUAUCAAACAUCCUUCUCGAUUGCACUAUCAACGACAGCAGCACGUUCAAUUUCCUUCUGGAAGUUUUUACCAAAAAUCUCCCCACAGGGUAUGCCAACCCUUACUACUCGCAGGGGUUCAUUCUCUUGACGAAUCGAUUGCUAGAGGAGUUUAAAAUGACCCCGCAGCUCGCCGAUCAGAUUGCUCUCCCGACGUUCAGUUUGAUAGUCGCGGAUCUGCUGGACGGAGAAUCUACUAUCGAACAACAAAAAACCAACGUGUGCCAAUUGGCGUUGUGUCUCAACGUCCUGGAUUAUUGUGACAUAGGGAUAAAAAUAGAGCAAUGGUCGAAAGUCCCGCAAAUACUGAGCGGGCUACAGAAACAGGGGGCCGAUAAGUUUCUUGUGGGAUUAUUUGCGCUUACAGUCAGCCUUGUGUCCAUUAAAUCAUUGUCCGUGCACCCUACAACACCUUCCCUUCAAGAGUUGCUUCGACAAGAACUACACUCUCUAAAGAUUAUAGCAAAGGACAACAAAAGCGUAUCGAGCAAAGUAGAAUACGCACUAGGGAAACUCUGCUUCUGA
Molecule: messenger RNA, 1728 nt
Organism: Huiozyma naganishii CBS 8797
Lineage: Eukaryota; Fungi; Ascomycota; Saccharomycetes; Saccharomycetales; Saccharomycetaceae
Gene: RAD61
Product: Rad61p
Exons: 1
Coding region: 1-1728 (575 amino acids)
Source: RefSeq, a predicted model, not a curated record